CUCUGUCUGUGUUGUUAGCGGCUUCUUCCUCCACACGUGUGGUCACUUCUAUGUGAAGCUCUCUCUUUACGGGACCCGUUCAUAAGCUCAUCCCGCAGCCAGAAUAGGUGUAAAGCCAUAAGAAACCGACUGACCAUGGGGGCUUAUCUGUCGCAACCGAACACCACCAAGAGCUCUUUCGAUGGCGGCAACAGCAACAUGAGCUACGGCUUCUCUGCCAUGCAGGGCUGGCGAGUCUCCAUGGAGGAUGCUCACAACUGUAUCCUAGAGUUUGAUGAGGACACAGCCAUGUUUUCUGUGUAUGAUGGACAUGGAGGUGAAGAGGUGGCUCUGUACUGUUCAAAGUACCUUCCUGACAUCAUCAAGGAGCAGAAAACCUACAAAGAUGGCAAACUGCAAAAGGCUCUGGAAGAUGCCUUCCUGGCCAUCGACAGCAGAAUGACCACAGAGGAAGUCAUCAAGGAGCUAGUCCAGAUCGCUGGACGGCCCACAGAGGAGCCGCCUGCUGAAAAGGUGGCAGAGGAGGAUGAUUUGGACAACGAAGAGGCAACUUUGCUCCAUGAGGAGGCCACAAUGACCAUUGAAGAGCUGCUCAUACGCUACGGCCAGAACCGCAAUGCUGUGAAGCAUGCUGCUGCUCUCAGUGCGGCAGCUAAGAAGGCAGCCUGCCCGCACCCCGGGGGCUCGGGAGAGAAAGGGGAAGGACAGGAGAAGGAGGUACUGAAUGGAGAGUUGGAGGAGGAGCGCAAUGGGAAGGUGAAGGAGGGAGAAGGAGCAGCAACAUGUGGGUCUAAGCUGCGAGCCUGUCGGAGAACAGGAGGUGAAAGUAGUGAUGCAGCAGCAGGUUGUGGUGGAUCGGGAAGCUCGAAUGGAGAAGAAAGGGCUGGAAAAGCAGAAGGAGAUGCAGGUCCCUCCUGCUCUUCUUUGUCCUCCAAGGCUGCGGGAGACUCCAAGUCUAGGUUCUUUGAUGACAGUGAGGAGUCUGAGGAGGGAGAAGAGGAGGAGGGCAGCGACGAAGAGGAUGGCAGCGAAGAGGAUGAAGGAGACAGCAGUGAGAUGGAAGAAGAGGAGGAUACAGAGGAGGGGGAGGAAGACUCUGAGGAUGAAGAAGAGGAGGAAAUGUGUCUACCUGGAAUGGAUGGCAAGGAGGAGCCUGGCUCGGACAGCGGCACCACAGCUGUUGUGGCUCUGAUCCGAGGGAAGCAGCUCAUCGUGGCCAACGCUGGAGACUCUCGCUGCGUGGUGUCAGAGCGUGGCAAAGCUGUUGAUAUGUCGUACGACCACAAGCCAGAGGACGAGGUGGAACUGGCUCGCAUUAAGAAUGCUGGAGGAAAGGUGACCAUGGACGGACGGGUUAACGGUGGACUGAACCUCUCCAGAGCUAUUGGUGACCACUUCUACAAGAGGAACAAGGUUCUGCCCCCAGAGGAGCAGAUGAUUUCUGCGAUGCCGGACGUUAAAGUUCUGACGCUCAACGAGGACCACGACUUUAUGGUCAUUGCCUGCGAUGGCAUCUGGAAUGUGCUCAGCAGUCAGGAGGUGGUGGACUUCAUCAGUGAGAGGAUCAAACCAGAUCAGAGUGGCAAAGUCAGACCCCUCUCAUCCAUAGUGGAAGAGCUGCUGGAACAUUGUUUGGCCCCCGACACAUCUGGAGACGGCACAGGAUGCGACAACAUGACCUGCAUCCUCAUCACCUUACGGGCGCACCCCUCGACCGCUCACAACCAGUCAGACGACACAAAGAAGAGAAAGCACGAGGAGGAGGCAGACCAGGCCGAGCCGGAGAAGAAUGGAAACGACAGCAAAAAGGCUAAAAGUGACUAAAGAGAAAGAGAAACUGUCCCGCAGGGAGCAGCUGGUCCCAGACUACCCCAGAUACACCAGAGACACAUUCUCUUCAAAAUUAAAUCCUUACCUCACAGACAUCAAGUUCACCCUAAAACAGAAUUUACAAACACUGUACAUAACGCUCCAGGUUCAGCUCAACUAAGAUCCAUCAGGAUAGUGUUUUUUUGUCCUCUGUUUUAGGUGGAUUCUCACUCUAACAGCCCCCUCCAGUUCUUUCUUUUGUUUGGUCUUGUUGAAAAGAAGCUGGACACAUUUUUAUUUCCUAAAUUCAGACGGGGCAGACUCACAGGCAUGCCACGCUCAUCAUUUUCCAAUUAUUUGUAGCUAGUAGGAAGAUGGAGGAGGAACUAGUCUAGUGUGUAUUUCUAAACACAUUUUAGAUAUGAACUGCAUUCAUGUUAAUGUCAAACUGUUGCUUUAGUGGGAGCUGUAGCUACCGGUGUCUGAUUGCUGUUCAUAUUUUACAGCCUGACACAUUUUCAUUGCAGUUUUACGAUAUGAAAUGUUACCUUUCCAACAUGAAGUUGCACAAUGCUCUGCUGGUGUUGUGCCCAAAUUACAAGCCAGUCAUUGUAUCUUAACCAAGUGCCAUUAAAUACCAUGAAUUCCUUUCGUAUGCACCAUUUCCCAUCUUCAUAUUAACUGAACCAGUGAAGGGACCUGAAAUGGCUGCAGAAUGAUUGACAUCACAUUAGAAGAAAUGUAUUUUCUCUCAGAGUAAUGAGAGGAAACACCAUUGUCCUGUGAUACCCAAAUUUAUGAUUCACGAUGCAGUGAGAAUGUGUGCUCGUCUCGUGUAGCACUGAAUGUGUUGGUGCCCUGAUGCUGAUAUCUCACCCAGAGUUUCUUUAGGGGGAUUUUGUGUGAGUCACUUAGCAAUUAGACUCCAUUCUCCCAAAGAGAGAAACUGAAGGGUUGGGGGUUAGAGUCCAGUUGCUCUAGUUUGCGGUCUUAUUUUGCCCCAUUAGGGCUCAUUUACAAGUAAUUAUGAUUUCUUUUUUUUCUGUCUUGCUGGUCACAUGAUGAAAUGAGUCACCAUCAUCCUGCCUUUUUUUCAUUCCUGCUUUGUGUCUUGUCUUGAUCAAUAUCUUUAAAUGUCCAGAGGGAUAAAAAACAAUGUCAGGGUUUGUGAGGAGCGAGUGUAUUUUCAUCUCUGUAAGAUAUGAGAGCAGGGGAAAAAAAGACAAGCCAAGUAUGUCCAACCAGAGAGAGUCUGUGAUGUAAACUGCUGCUGCAGCAGGAGGUCCCCGGCUGACCCACCACAUGCAGCUCGUCUCCUGGACUCAACCUUCCUCCACCUCAUUGACUCCCUGUAUUUUCCAUCGUAACAUCUUUUUAAGAUUUAAUCUAGGACAUGUUUUAAGUA
Scomber japonicus (chub mackerel) is the source of this 3214-nucleotide messenger RNA. RefSeq names its product protein phosphatase, Mg2+/Mn2+ dependent, 1G (gene ppm1g). Gene Ontology annotation, molecular function: protein serine/threonine phosphatase activity; cation binding. Lineage: Eukaryota; Metazoa; Chordata; Actinopteri; Scombriformes; Scombridae. The transcript is spliced from 14 exons. The record is from RefSeq and is a predicted model, not a curated record. Gene Ontology annotation, cellular component: nucleoplasm. The coding region runs from base 136 to 1824 and encodes 562 amino acids. Gene Ontology annotation, biological process: protein dephosphorylation.